Molecule: messenger RNA, 1425 nt
Organism: Brettanomyces bruxellensis
Lineage: Eukaryota; Fungi; Ascomycota; Pichiomycetes; Pichiales; Pichiaceae
Exons: 2
Coding region: 1-1425 (474 amino acids)
Molecular function (GO): oxidoreductase activity
Source: RefSeq, a predicted model, not a curated record
AUGUCGGGUACUGUUGAACACCACGAAGUUAUUGUUAUUGGAGCCGGUAUAGCUGGUCUUAAGUGCUGCCAAGAUUUAAACGAGAAGGGGGUUGACUUUCUUGACAUUGAGGCAAGAGAGAGAUUCGGUGGAAGAAUCUAUACCGAUAGAACAGGAAAAUCGAAUUACGAGCUGGGUCCCUCGUGGGCUCACGAUACCCUUACGAAUCCACUUUUUGAUGAGAUUGUCAACAGUAAGGACGAUUACGGACUUUACUAUGAUGAUCAGAAUCCUUAUUACUUUGGAGAAAAGCUUGAGGAUUCAGACUAUAGGAAAUUCAAGGUGAAUCAGGUUGUCAAGGAGUUGAAGAAGUACAUUGAGUUGGUGUAUUAUCAGGAACUAGGAAGAAAAGAUGUUUCUGUGAAACAAAUUGCCUUAGAUUACAUCUACAGGCAAAGAAAACUUCUUACACCAGAGCAAAUCGAAUAUGCACCACAAUUUUUGCGUCAUCUAGAGUUAUGGCAUGGUAUCAGCUGGGAGCAUAUGAGUUCGAAGUUUGCCUUGGUGGAUAAUGUUGGAAGAAACUGCUGUCUCAGAAAUGGAUACGACCAGCUUGCCGGCAAAAUCUUUGGUCAAGGGGUGGCAGUGUCGAAGAUUGAGCAUUCUCCAAAGAAAAUUGAGGUUGCCACAACAGAUGGCCAUCACUACACAUGCGAUUUCCUUGUUGUGACAGUUCCUCAGAGUAUUUUGCAGCUUGAUCCGAAGGAGACAGGUGGAAUUGAGUGGAUGCCAAAACUUCCUCAAAGAAUUACGGAGCCUCUUUCGAACAUGGAUUUCGGAAAGUUGGGAAAAUUCGUUUUCGAAUUUUCAGAGCCAUUCUGGAAGCACCACGAUACAGAUAGGUUUAUUGCAAUUGCAACUCCAAAACCAGAUGAGACGAAAAGUGUGAUGGAGUCUUUGGACAAAAACCAGGUUCCUUCCUUUGUGGAAUCAAAUCAGAAGGAGUUACCUAAGCCAUGGGAUUUCCCAGUUUUGAUUCUUAACUUGUACAAAGUUAAUCAUGUGCCCUCCUUGUUAUGCUUUACUCAGGGUGCAUUGACAGAAUACAUAGAGAAGAACCCAGAAAAGGCUUGGAGUUAUAUGAAGCCUAUCAUAAGCAGGCUGGCCAAAUCACCAAAGGAUGUUUUAGAGCCAGAAAAUGUUGUUUGCUCACAAUGGACCGUUAAUCCAUACAGUAGAGGUUCUUAUGCAGCAUGCACACCGGGCAACGAUCCAACUGACUUGGUUAUUCAAUUAACCAGAGGAAUGGGUAACAUCAGAUUUGCUGGUGAACAUACAAUUCUAGAUGGUGCAGGCGCAGUGCAUGGAGCUUGGAUAAGUGGAAAAAGAGAAGCCAGAUAUAUUUUAAUUAAGACUGGAAGAAUGGAGGGGGAAAUCGAUUUUUAA